AUGGACCAACUAAUGGCCAUCAAAAAAUUGCUAAUAGAAGAGAUUAUUGCACUGGGGAACGAGGACGCCAUAACGCCUACGUUCCAGCAACUGCAUAUGAGGCCAGGCUGGCUUGGGCUGACAUGUUCUGUGGAGUGGCUGAAGAGCAUACAGCCAAAACUCAAACCUUGGGAGGGAGCUGAUCUGAGGAUAGCCGAAGAGGCAGAACUGCCUCACCCGGAGAUCCUGGUCGGAUAUCUCCCCGACAGCCAUGAUCUCUCCAAUGAGAAAAUUCUCAAGGCGGUAGAGAAUCAGAACGCAGGGCUCAAAACCUCCAGCUGGAGAGUCCUUCGAAGGGGACCAUCAGUACCCAUGCUCGAGUUUGUCAUCUCGGCUGAUAGAACAUCGGUCGAGAGACUUAGAGCGAAGAAUUGGCAGAUAAACUACUUUUUCGGCCAAACAAAUCUUCGCCUUAAGGGAGCAAAGACAAUGGCCGAGAGGAGAGGAGCACCUCAGGCCUCAACCUCUGGUCCGGCGUCGAAAAGACCCAAAGGGGAGGUAAAGAAGAAGGUGGUGAAGCCUCCAGGAAAUGAAGAGGCCAUAAAACCGACCACCAGCUCUGGGGGGAGGGCUGAUCCGCAAAGGCGUGAUAAGGGGGGGUCCGACGGAAAAAAACCUGUGGUCCCUUCCGAAAAGCCUAGCGGACAUCCAACCUCAUAA
This is a messenger RNA of Harmonia axyridis, 699 nucleotides long. RefSeq lists its product as uncharacterized. Lineage: Eukaryota; Metazoa; Arthropoda; Insecta; Coleoptera; Coccinellidae. The coding region runs from base 1 to 699 and encodes 232 amino acids. The transcript has a single exon. The record is from RefSeq and is a predicted model, not a curated record.